This is a messenger RNA of Pantherophis guttatus, 2561 nucleotides long. RefSeq names its product PDZ domain containing 1 (gene PDZK1). Gene Ontology annotation, biological process: protein localization to plasma membrane. Gene Ontology annotation, cellular component: apical plasma membrane. Gene Ontology annotation, molecular function: signaling receptor binding; protein-membrane adaptor activity. Lineage: Eukaryota; Metazoa; Chordata; Lepidosauria; Squamata; Colubridae. The record is from RefSeq and is a predicted model, not a curated record.
CUUAUCUCUCUCUAUCUCUCUAUCUCUCUAUCUCUCUAUCUAUCCAUCUAUCUCUAUCUCUCUAUCAUCUAGCUGGAGGGCUGACUGUCAGGUAUUUCUCAGCAGAAAUCCAUGUAAGAAUGAAAAUAUUUGUAAUGAUCUCUGAACUAUUAAGGAGGGAUCCAAGUUGCCAAGAAGAGUGCAACUGUGCUUGCAGUUCAGAGCAUGAGAUACUGGAGAUCAUUCUGAAGACUGUGCACUAUAUAUGCAGAAAUGAUGUCACUUUAUCCCAGAGAAUGCACACUGGUCAAAGAAGAGAGUGAAAACUAUGGAUUCUGCCUGCGCAUUGAGAAAUUCAAAACAGGGCAUCUUAUCCGAAAUGUAGAAAAGGAUAGUCCAGCCGAGAAGGCAGGACUAAAAGAUGGAGAUAGAAUUCUGAAGAUUAAUGGAGUGUUUAUAGAUAAGGAAGAUCAUGGAAAGGUAGCUGAUUUAAUUAGAAAAAGUGCAAUUCCUAUAUUAUUCCUUGUUUUGGAUGACCAUUCUUAUGAAACUGCAUUAAAAGAAGGAAUCAGUCUUGAAGAGUUGGCUAAAAAGUCACCAAACCAAGAACAGACAGAAGAACCUCAACUUGUGCAAACUGAAGAAUUGGAUUCAGCUCCACAACCCCGUCUCUGUUAUCUGACUAAGGAAAAAAAUAGCUAUGGUUUCUCUUUGAAGUCUUCUGCAGGACAGAAAAGUUUAUUCAUUGUAGAUUUGACUCCACUGGGUGCAGCUGUAAAAGCUGGAGUGCAGCCAAAUGAUCGCCUUAUAGAAAUCAACGGGGAGAAUGUGGAAAACAAUACACAUGAAGAAGUAGUUGAGAAGGUAAAAAAGUCUGGGAAUCGGGUUGUGUUUCUACUGUCAGAUAAAGAAACUGACCAGUAUUACUACAGAUGGAAUAUGCAGCUGAUAAGGGAAAAGGCCAAUCUGAAAUUAUUACCUCACAAGCCCCGAAAUCUUGAGCUCAAAAAAGACAAUAAUGGUUAUGGAUUUUACCUGAGAAUGGAGCAAAAUGGCAAAGGUCACUUGAUUAAGGACAUCGAUUCAGACAGCCCUGCAGCUAAAGCAGGUCUCAGGGACAAUGAUAUCUUGAUCGCCGUAAAUGGAGAGCCAAUUGAAGCACUGGACCAUGAAGCUGUGGUAGAGAAAAUCAAACAAUCUGGUGAAAACACAACCUUACUAGUGGUGGAUGAAGAGACUGAUACCAUGUAUAAAAUGGCUAAAAUAUCUCCUUGUCUCUACUACCAUACAAGACCGGAGCCACAUCUGAGUAUUACAAAGAAAGCCAUGCAUGCUGAGGAAGAAAAUCAGAAGCCCAGACUCUGUAAACUCAUAAAAAGUACCACUGGAUUCGGCUUUCGAUUGAAUGCCAUUAACAAUAUACCUGGAGUGUUCAUCAAAGAGGUAAAGAAGGAUGGGCCUGCCAACAUAGCUGGGCUGCAAGAUGAUGACAUUGUGAUAGAAGUGAAUGGUACCAAUGUAGAGAAUGAAGAGUAUGAAGAUGUAGUAGCAAGAAUUCAAGACAGUGGUAACAGCCUGACACUAUUGGUGUGUGAAGAAAAGGCUUAUCAGCACUUCUGCUCCCAGAAUAAGGCUGUUACAACCUCAAUGGCUGACCCAUUAAAUGGCGACCAUGGUGAGCUUCCUGCUUAUGCAGAGAUACAAGCAACAGAGCCAAAAAAUGUACUGGCAGAACCACGAGAAAGGGUCAGCUCAUCCUCCUCUGAAGAUGACACUGCAUUAUGAAGAUAGCAGAGUCCAAGUCUUUUUCCAUAUUGUACCUGAAAGGGGCUGCUAUUCUGAAGUAAAUGUGCCAAUACUGCCAAAAAAAAAUAUUGGCUGUAAUCCUAUAAUACUUACUUGAAACCAAGUCACACUGAGAAUUACUUCCAAAUGAAUGUACUGAAAAUAAUAUAGCUAAGCUGUUCUCAGAGCACAGUGUCCAUGACACUGGAUGCAAAAACAUCACAGGAUUAAUUUCAGCCAAAAAUGGUAUUAGAGUACAGCACUAAGUCAGUACAUGAUACUGAGUUCUUGCCCUUCGUUCCUAAGUCUAUGGGUAUUUAAAAUGGGGGCAGAGAUGUGAUUUAGAUAUACAAAUAGAUGGUAUGAACCAAGUUUUUUUCCCCAGUUAAUCUGAACACGACUAAAAUCUCUGCAACCCGAGUUUUUUAUCAGAAACUACGGUCAUGCUAAGUGAAAUCACAAUGAGAAUUCAAUUGUAUGAAAGGAGACUUACUGUAUUAAUUAAAACUAAAAUAUAUUGCAUUUAUUCUGUAAUAUUUUUGUCAACUACAUCCAAUUUUGUGCAGAAUUAACUUUAGGUCUUUUGGCUGAACAUUAGGUUCUGCAAAGAAACCAAAGAAUACUAUGGUAGCUACUUAUUAGGAUGUCUAGUUUCUGAUGGACACCAAGUUUAAAAAUAAAUUGUUUCAUUUUAUCUCAUUUAAAAUGUUGCAAAUGAAAAUAGAAGGAAAAAGGAGUACUGUAUUAGGUAUGUUCUCCACUUCCAAAUAAUAAAGAUGGUAAAUAAAUAAAUAACA